Messenger RNA from Pocillopora meandrina, 20693 nucleotides. Lineage: Eukaryota; Metazoa; Cnidaria; Anthozoa; Scleractinia; Pocilloporidae. The record is from the annotation of a GenBank genome assembly.
UUCCUUGGUCAACUAAACGUAAAUUACGAGCUGGUAAGGAAAAAGUUGUGUUCUUCACUCGUCUUGAAGGUAAUUUCUGCCUUCAGAAGUACGCAAUUGGAUGAUUUACCUCAUUUGUCGCUAAACAUGAGAAACAUUUAUUUUCGUUACUGAUUAGAUCAGUAAAUUUCUGUUCUAAGCUUUCAAUUUUCUCAGCUUAUUUUGCGCGAUCGGAAGUCCCAAAUCGCGCUGUAGCACGUGUCAUCGCAAUAGCUGAAAGUUAUCCUCUAAUGCUUCGGGACGAGAUAUGAGUUAAAGGAUUUGCAUACAGUUUGCGUUGGUUAUUUAGAAGUUGAACAGAGAAGCAGUGCGGCACAAACGUUCUGACCGAGAGGUGCACAGUUUUUAAUUGCAUAACAAGGGUUGAUUUCAAAAUUGAGGAUCACGUCACAUUUAUUUAGGUUAUUAGCCAAAAGAACGAACUGAUCUGCCGCGUGAACUUCUUAUGAGUGGUGAAUGAUAAUUAUUGGUAAAUUUCUGUUUAGAUUAUUACGUGUGAAUUAAACUAUCUUUCAUCAGUUUACUCGACUAUACAACAUUUAGAUUCUCACGAUCGAAUGAGUUUGUGUUGUCCUGUUUCAGUGAAACGUCAUCAUGAAGGUCCAGCACUGGUUCUUGUCAUUUUCUGCCGGCUUGUGUUGGCUUUUGGCGCCAACCGGUUCAGAGGUUAGAAAUAUCACAGUUUCUCCUAGUAAUGUUGUAUAGUCAUGUAUUCCCCGCAGAUUUAACCGUAACUUACACUGUCUGAUUUAAUUUUGUCCUCGAGCUCCCGUAUAUAGUCAAACUAAGGGUUAAUGUUGGCCAGAUUGUCGUUUUUCUCAGAACGACGAGGGGGUGUCAGGCGACAAAACAAGGGAUUUUUCCCACUGGUAUUUUGUUGACUUACUCGUCUAAUGCCCCACUUGGGGGGUGGAAAACGAAAAUAUUGGUAUAAGAAGUUUUCAAAAGGGAAGCCGGACGUAAACAGGAAUUAUACUGUUUGCCAUGAAAAUUGACGCUUGAAUUGCAAUGAGACGCCGCCGUUCCAAUUAAAAUUGUGAACGGUUUAGACAUCUAGUUCUUGAAAAGUUUAAUUUAUCCAAAAUAGGCGAGACGCAGAGAUACUCCCCGAUGUUGUUCUUUUUUUGUUUUUUUUUAACGUGUGGAACUGAUUACCUUUGGGUUGAAUCAUGACCUUUGUACGAAAAAACUGCCAAUGAUUACAACACCCUGUCAAAUUUAUUGAGGGCGCGCUCAAAAUUCUCUAAUGAUGCUAUUCUAGGCCCGAACAUAUCCUGUAAAAUUGACCAAACUGUUGUUCUCCUAAAGCUCCGUGAGAAGAUGUUUUCGCGGUGUUUAAAAGAUAUCUAUUUCAACUUUAAAUCUGGAAAACUGCACCUCGCGUGAUUGAAGUGUUACAGGUGUUACAAUAUUCCCGAAGGGCGAACAAUGUUGAAGUCUUUCCCAUGUUGCAUUCCAGGGCUUCGUUUCGAAAACGCAGUCAAUAACCGCAGUAUUAAAAUUCAAGUUAGGGAUUGUCUAUCGACCCAUGUCCUGUGGUUAUUAGAAGCAUAUCGCCGGGUUGUCUUUCAUUCCUAAACAGUUUCGCCGAGAGCGCUAAUUGUAUAACUGUCAAGAGGAAAAUGUCAAAUUGCCAAAAUGCCAUGCCAUGAGUUUGCGACCUUCGUUAGUUACCUUUUCCAUAACUGUCACAAACGUUUCCUUAUUUAUACUUUCCACCCUUUGAAACCUCGAAAUUUUGAAAUUCUUCACAACGGGAUACCUUGUGUUCAUGUCUAAGGAACGUUAAAAAUAAGUAUUGUCAGACAACAACACAAGUGUUCUCCCUAUACCAUUACAUCAACAAAGCUACGCACGCCUUAAAUUUAUCUUUAUUGGGUAAUUAAAAAAACCCAAAGAGGAUUUUUCACCCUAAACUUGAAAGCAAAUCUCGACAGGUAGGGAUGAAAAGGGGAUUUUAAACCCUGAAGUGGCUGAUACUCAAUAGGAAUCACGCAAAGGUUGCACCUUGUGAAAGAAUUCGGUCGUUGGAAAUGAGCAGUUUUCCCCAUCGAUGAAUUUUAAGAAGUGUUCAGAAGUUGGUAUGCUUUGGGUCAAUCAGUCAUGCGUUACAGAGAACUGUUUUAACUAAAACGAAGUAUUGAAUUAUACAUCCUCUGCUAUAUAGGACAUGUGAGAUGAACAUUAAGGAGAUAAAAAUGAAAUGCCGGGAGAUAGAGAAGAUUUUUGUCGUCGCGACGAUUUUGGAAAAUUCAGAGGAAAUUUCUCCAUACGAAAAACUGUGAGAUAGUUUCUUUUAAAGCCGAAGAUAAAACUUAUUUAGCUAUUCGACAUUUUCCGGACGUAGAGGCAUCAAAUAAAGAAUCUGGGUAAACGAAAGGCUCCUUUUGAGCCUCCACUAACAAUUCAAUGCAUUCUUUCUUUGUAAACCUGUUUAAAAUGGUUAAAGAGGAAUUAGAGGCAGCUUUCUUGGAGACACCACAGCAUUGUGUUUCCUGAGAUAUACGCUAACAUAUCAAGUAUCGAAAAAGUCAGUAAAAAUAACAUUCAUAAAGCAAAUGGCCACGUUCUAUGAUCUCAAACGGCAAUCAAACAAACCAAGAGGAUGAGAAAAUUAAAUCUUCGCUUAUUUUCCACAUUGUUCUAAAUGCGCUUAAAUAUCUUUUAGCCCUAUCGAUUCCUACAAUUCGUUAGCUUUUUUAAUUCUCUGGUACUUUAUCGUACAUUGUUUGAUUUGCUUUGUCUUUAGGCUUAUACUUUUUAAAGACAUCACAGCUUUCUUUUUCCGGAGAUAAAAGCUAACAUAUCAAGUAUCCAAAAAUUCCGGAAAAAACCUUCGUAAAGCAAAUGGCCAGGUUCUAUGAUCUCGAACGACAAUCUAACAAACUGGGAAGACGAGAAAAUUAAAACUUCGCUCAUUUUCCAGGUUGUUCUAAAUGCACUUAAAUAUCUUUUCGUCCUAUUGAUUCCAACAAUUUUUAAUAAUUCUCUGGUACAUUAUCGUACGUUGUUUGAUUUGCUUUGUCCGUAAGCUUAUACUGUUUGGAAUUAAUAAUAGUAAUAAUAACAAUUGCGAAAGAUGAAAGGUCGAUUGACGCACCCCACAAAUAGUUUUUUUCAUCUUAAUCCAUUACGGAUAUUUGUUCGCAGGCAAGUUUGACUAUCAAAAGUGACACGCGAGACAACUUUUCAGCAAUUAUAUCAUUUUGGAGAUAAUUUCCUUCCCAUAUACACCUUAUAAUCCAAUCUCUGUUGUAAAACUAAGUUAAAAUAAGUUCUCGACGUCUCCGUGUUUCGUCAAUAAAUUGUUAAUUUGUUGUACUUAGUUUAAAAGAGCGACGCAACCUCCUUGUACCAAAAAAACCUUGGCAUGUACUUAAGAGCUGUAUGCCUGUAUAUGCCUUUUAAAUUAGCCACAUGAUAACCUCCGUGAAGUAAUAGAUAACCUUCGAAACCUUGGCUUAGCGAUAUCAUGAAGCUCUGAUUUUUCUUCGUUUAGAGUUAACAGGAUAAUUUGUGUCAGCGCACCAGAUUGUUCAAUUCAACAUAACAUGUUUGCUUUUUGCUGAAGAAUAUCUUUUGCUGCUCAUUUAGUGUGAUGAGAGAAAUUUUUUUUCCGAAAUGUAUCUUAUCAAUAAUAAUCUUUCCAUGAUCUCAACGCAUACGCGAGUACAAGUAAUUACAAGCGUUUAUUGAUUCUCCCAAAUAUCAACAACGAGUUGAUGACAUAGAAUUGAAGGAAAUGUUUAUUUAUGACUUCAGUCACUCAAAUUAAGAGAAUAUUCGCAUGUCCUGAUAAGCAAAGACUUUUCUUAUCUAUUGUUAGCUUAUCGUUGUCUUCAGAUUCAUUGCGAUAACAAAACCUUUUUAUAAAACACCUAAAAACCAUCCUUGAAUCGAUCACGAAUUUUGUGCGCUCCGCGCGCACGCUUAGGACGUACUUUAUGGGAUUUUGCGUGAUUCCCCCGGGUGUUUCGGGCAGAUUUCGGUAUUUUCAUACAUAUUUGAAAGGGACGGCUUAUUUUCGACAAGCGGUUUACUGACUGGAAAAAAAGGUGGGGAAUACCUAAUCAGCUAUCUUUUCAUCAGAGUCGAUGUCGAUGACGAAAACAGUUAAUUGGGUUAAUUUAAUAGGCAAUUGUUUGAUUAUUUCAAGAUUAUGUUUGCGGAAAGGAGGCAAUGUCGGUAAGGUUCUAGAAAAGGGGCACUUUGUGUUGUAUCUAUAGUCAUAAGGUCAUCUACUAAGUUGGUCAACGCCUAAUCUUUGGUAGAGAUUCAAGUGCAGCAUUCAUACAUUUCAUUACCGUAAAACCGUGGCAGACAACACUGUACACAAACCCACUGAAAGCUAGCAUGUCCGAACGAUGUUGAAUCAGAAUUAAUGUAUUUUAUACUCCGUGGGUGACAUCAAAACUUCUGGACGGAUUAUUCCUCAGUAUCUAAAAACCUGCAGAUUCGUUUUUGAAUUGUCAGGCAAUUAGGCUAACAAAAUAAUCGCAAAGAGAUUAUGGGAUUACGAAUCAAACAUGAGAAGAAUUAUGUUUUAAUCCGUCCGUAGAUUACGGUUAAUCUGGCGGGUGGAAAAUUCUAUACUCGCGUGGAAUCUGUUUUCGCGUCAGUAUUUCGGUAGGCAUGAAAAUAAUGAUUAGAGACACAAAAUGUUGAGACAGAGGAAUCAGUAAAUGGCAUGAGAUGAAAUGUCUAGACUUCUUUUUAGUAAAAGUAUCUUGCCUUUUAUCUCCUUGAUAUUUCCCUCCCACUGGUAAACUAUACGAAACAACCUUUUAAUUCAAUUAGCGCCUAAGAGGGCACUGCUGAAAGACUUUUAUGACUUUGCUACAGAGUACAGUGAUAAUUCGGCAAGUCUGAACGAAAUAGCACUCUCAAGGUUUACCUCCCCCGUUCCAGACGAGACAAUUCUGACAAUCUUUUAGUGCAAAUGACUUUAAAGAGCUCUUCGAUUGGUUAUGGUCGGUACGGUUCUAAUUAACGAAAGUAUCUCAAAUUUUCGUGCUUUAGAUUCCUUUGUGGUGAGCCUAAAUUUAAUGGGUAGAAUCACGUAAAAGUUGAACAAGAGUAUUUGUGGUUGGUUUUGCUCCCCAUUACAACGGAUUUAGAUCAUCUCAAAUGAUUAGAACUCAGUGUUAGGAGCUCAUCAUUUGAAGUGUCCAUCCAUCGGCCAUAUCUUAGUACUAUGCUGUUUGCACUUUAGAACGGUCAUUCGUGAAUGACUUUUGCAAGAAAAUUACUGUUUUCGGUGUCGUCUGUAUAGAAUGAUUGUGAAGCAGAUGAGCUGAAAUAAAUAUACAAUGGCAGUUGGCCAAGAGAAGCAUUUGGCCAGAGCCAAAAAAAUCGUGUUGCAUCAUGCAAUAUUAAAGUAGAGAAGGAUGUAACAUCUACCAACAGCAAUCGCUAUUAAUUUGUUAUCCAAUUCUAAUUCGCGGGAAAGAUUUAUCUCCGAUUUGCUGGAACCUCUCAUUAACGGAUUUGUCUCCCUUGAAGUCACAGAUAGUUAUACCAGAAGGUUUCAGUUAACUUAAGGUUUUCCAGCCAUCAGUCUCCAAUGUAAGCGUGCUUUCUAAAGGGUUCUCAAGCACUGCUUCACGUUUCCAGUCAACUAGUAAAUCAGACGGCUGGUACCCAGGUCAUUAUCGACCAGUUUACAGUAAAUGUCAGGCUGCAUAGACAGAUCCAAAAAAGGGGAAAAAUUUUUCUAGACAAAUAAAGUGGUUCAUUGUCUAUAAUUUUAUUAGAACAUUCCACAUUAUUUUUCUCCCUAGUCUAAGGAUUAUAGAUCAUUAUUCUGACGAACUCAGCCAAAUGACAGCGUGAUCUGAUAGGUGAACAUCUCUCGUAACCACGCAUAAAUCGCAUGAUUCCAAUUUGUGUACCUCUCAAUCUUUUUCUUUUCAAAUGUCUGUAGGCUCAAGGUGACGAUGGAUCAUCGUCAAAGUGGGGGCCUUGGAGCGAGUGGAAACCUUGCUCCCGAACUUGCGGAGUAGGAGUUUCUUAUCAAGAACGAGAGUGCCAGGAGAAGGAAAGGUUACAAAGUCAAAUGUUUGUCUGUUUGUUUCUGUCUUUGUUUUCUCAUUUGAUCAAACAUCCCAUUACGUUCGAGUGAUCCACUGGAUAUAUUAUUCAAAAGAAAUAGUUACGCUCUUGCCAGAUAAAAAGCUAAAAUUAUAUGAACUGUGGAUCUGUGGAGAGGUAGACGAAUUAGGAUCUCUACGUCUGACCGGAGCUAUAUACGGGUACUUUAACUUACGUUUAUGCCAUGGUACUGAUAACUCAAAAAUGCAGUUUUUUUUCCUGAAAAAGAGGAUUGCUCGUCGAACUAGUGAGCUUUACUCUUUCCCAUCCAAUUUACUUGUACCUAUACAUUCCUUUUGAGUUAGAAGUUGCACUACAUGGAUUUUGUUUUUCACCCGAAAUUUAUGGAACCUGGCCUAGUUAGGGUAAAAAAUCUGGACCAAAACAGUGCCAGAAUUUACAACAAUGAUACUUUCACCACCACACUCCCAAAACUUCCAAAAUCUAAACAAAAAUUGUGUUGAAGAUUUAAUAGUGCAGUCGAAAAGUUUUACUUUUUUGAUUAUCAUGUUUUUGUUUUCUCAGACCAGAUGACUUUUGCAGAGGAGGUAACCGCAUUUAUAGAACAUGUAACAUCCAGGUAAUAGGUUAUUUCUAUACCUUUCCCGUCAAUCGAUGUCAGUAAGGCCUAGUUCAAACGUCGAUCUUUACAUGUACCGAACCUAACGUUUCUAUUAAGUACAUGUAAAGAUCGACGUUUGAAUCAAUUAGGAUCGGCAGAUUUGUAUUCGGAUCGACAGUGCCGUUCUAUCCGACUCGGCUAGUCGGAUAGAACGGUAAAAGAUCGGCAUUGAUUCAUACGUCGUACUUUACAUGUACCGAACUUAAUGCAUACAUUAUACAUACGUUAAAAUAAUUAUGUUUUACCCACAAUUCAAGAAAGUUCGCUUACGUACCAUGCGCGAAAGCCUUCGAACCAUUCAAACAAUAUGGCGGGAAAGGAGGAAGGCUCGUGCUCCUCUUGUUUUAAAACCACAAAAUAUACCUGUCUUACGUGUAAGGAGUACUUUUGUAUUUUGAUGUUCCUUUGGGAAAUAAGCAAUAAUAGAAGGCAAGCCAAAUUCAAAACUCGUCUUCUCCUGGUAGCAAGGUUGUUUAAUGCUAACUGCAUCUUGAGUCGCCUUUUUCUACCCUCCUUAAUCGCAUUUGCAAGAAAAACAAGCUCUUCAUUUCCACAAGUUAUGCUUCCCGCAUUUUUUUCCGCCAUUUUGGUAGGCAUUAACCGCUGACUACAAUGGAGUUAUGUUCAGUUUUGCAAUUAGGAUCGACUAAAUUCGGAUCGACGUUUGAAUCAACUGCCGCUCUUAAUUAUUCGAGUCGACCCAAAUUGCAAUUAGGUUCGGUACAUGUAAAGAUCGACGUUUGAACUAGGCCUAAGAGAAUACCAACUGACAUUCUCUUGAUGUCAGUCUAAAUUUACUUUAUCUUCACGUUAUUAACAAGUUAUCGUUAGUUCUGUUCACGGUUGACCAGUCUUAUCUUAGAUCAACCCUUUAACUCCCAGAUCAAACUUGCAAUUCUCCUUACUGUUAACCAUACAAUUUUACAAUUUUAGUUCCGAGAAUUUAGUAUUAGAUCAACUACUUAUCCCCAAAUUGAUAUUUUUCUUUAUUCUCAACACUUACUGGUUGAUAUUGUAUUGAUAUAGUAAGGAGAUAUUCUGUCUUGGUCACUCACGGGAGUUAAUGGGUUAAGUAGAUAAUGAAGGCAAAGGCACUAUUAAAACUGAUCAAACUUUCCAACUUUCUGACGUAAAACAUUUGGGAUGAAAGAUUGAAGAGAAGCCAGUGUUAAGAUUCACAUUUAGCACUAUUCUCAAAUAGAAGGAAUAGAAAAAGCCUGUUUUAUGUACAUAAAAUAGAUGUGUUAAUGAUAAAAUGCGUUAAGUAUACCUUGUUGAGUACAAGCACCGUAAUAUUUCAAAUUUCCAGCACCUCUUAUUUUCCUCUAUAUAUUAGGAUUGUCCAGAAGGAUCCAGGGAUUUCCGUCUCGAGCAAUGCGAAGCCUUCAACAAUCGGAUAGUGGAUGGGCAAAGAUUUAAAUGGGUUCCAUAUAUACCAGGUAUGAUUUCAAACAAGGAAGAAAAUUUUGCUUCUGUAAUCAAAUCUUUCUAAUUAUUACAGUAAACAAAACAUAAAGUAGGCCAUUGCCGGUUCAGAGUGCUGCAGACGGGCGUUUUUCAGAAAAGCUAUAAUCUUUAACCCGAAUAAACACAUUUAUAAAAAUAUCUCUCAGGAUUUUGAUAACAGUUUUGGUGCAGUUUAGUUCUGCUCAAAAAAGUUUUCAGUUCCCUUCCUUUGGAUUAUCUGAACUUAUUUUAAAUUCCCAAAAAGAGAGAAAAUCUUGGAAAAGUGUUGGUGUUCCAUACCUAUUAUUUCCAAUUUUCAUUUGAUUUUUAAACGUAAGAGUAAUUUAUUUUUGUUUACUGUCUAGUAAACGGAAAAUGCGUAUUAAAUUGUAUGCCGAAAGGAGAGUACUUCUUCAUGCGCUGGGCAGACAAAGUGGUGGAUGGAACAACGUGCAAUAUUGACACGUAUGAUAUUUGUGUGGAUGGAAGAUGUGAGGUAUGUUAAUGGGUAAUAAGUUUGCAAUGGUCUGUCUACAUUUCGGAUCUGUAAGUCAGCGGCGCACGACCCCGGAAGCCAUUGAACCAAAGCUUAUUCCUGUUUGAGUGACAAGGAGAAUAGCAGCUCUCCUCGAAAAGUGAUGCAAGUCCAUCGAAGGGUUCAAGUGUAACCACCAGAAUUUUGCUGGGAAAAUUCGAUGCCACCCAAUUAUACUUGUAAGAGUAGAGAUCACUGCGGAAUUCAAGUGUGUCGCUCAAUAACGCUUCACUCUGAUAUACCAACCCAGGGACCGAGAAUGGAUCGACUUUUCCCGUUCUAUGAGCGUGUGGAAAUCUCGAGUAGCUGCACAAACAUGUAACAAGUUUUUAAAAAUGAUAGACAGACAUAGGUUUGCAUGUUAUCAGAAGGAAAUGCUAUAAUUAGCUGUCUAAAUAACUCCUGGAUUGAACUGCUUUUGGUUUUAUUUCCUACUCUUUACGGGGAUUUUUUGGAAAAUCAAGAUUAAAACGAAGCCCCUUUGCCACUUGCGUUCAUCGCGCUUAGAGCCGACUGUGCAUGUUUGUUUUACGUUUUGUUGCGCAAGUGCAGUAAGGACAAUUCUACAUGCCUGGCUUAAGCUGACCUGUCAGACAUGAUUUAUUUUUUCGUAGAAACUUGGUUGCGAUCUCAUUUUGAAUUCCAAUGCGAAAGAAGAUAAAUGUCGAGUGUGUAAUGGUAAAGGACAGAAUUGCAAAACACAGAAGGGGGUGAACAAGGAAGAAGGCGAUGGUGAGUCUAUAAAUUUCUGAGUCAUGUAUAAUCUGGCUGGCGGUAGACGAAUAUUCCGUAAUCAGACAAGUUUUAUGAACGAAUCUGCCCUAGAAGAGAAGUCAAUUUUAGUGCCGUAAUGAUUCGAUUUAGUGCCUGGGCGCCUAAUUACUUUAGAUACCUCAGGGGAGGGCGCAUAUUCGAAACAGGGACAGGGAGCUUAUUUCUUUUUUUGAGAAAAAGAAGUAUUUGAAGCAAAGCUUUGAUGUUUAUUUCACUGAAGUUCAAAAAGACUGGUUAGCGCACUUGUUGCCCCCUGGAUCCUUCUUUGCUAGAACGAUUAGCCAAGCAACCAUCGCAAAAUUUUAAGACGGAAACUUUGGUAUCAAAGAACCGUGCACUCACGGCGACAUAAAUAAUUGAGAGACUGAGACGAAGACCACUUUUUUGUCGUGAGGCUUUUAGUGACCAAUUAAAGAAGGAUGCACCAUGGUUGAUCUCAAUGUACAUGUACUCUAACAGUGCUAUUACUGAAACAGAACAGCGGCGCUUAUUGAAAUAGGGGCGCUUGUUGGAAUGAGGGUGCUUUCUCCGUAGGGGUGUUUAUUAGAAUAGGAAUUAGUUUUCCACACGAGAAGCCUCUAAGUGAGUGCUUUAAUUUCCCACUUGUAUUUAUCUGUUUUGUUAAAUUGUUUUUCAGGAUAUAAAGAAAUUCUGACGAUUCCUGCUAGUGCUACCAAUAUUGAUAUUCAGGAAAUGGCACCCUCGACGCAUUUCUUAGGUAUUACAAGCUUUCUAGUUUCGAGAUGUUAGAGCCUUUCCUUUUCUACGUCACACUUUGUCAACUUGUGAAGUUAAACAACACCUUCUACGUUUCAUCGUCAACUAUUCUAACAUAUCACCCGCUAAUAUGCGUGUUCUGGCUUAAAUAUGUAGAGCGAGAAGUCAUACGCACCUAACUUUUAUACUGAGUGCAGGUCAAUUCUGAUUUCAUGGGGCACUUACUGCGUCAGCUAAGUUUGUACUGCAAGGCAUGUUACAUGUCGGCUCAAGGUCAGACAGAUGCCUUACAACAAGCUGAAAAAAUCAAAUAUUUAAUUUUUUUCUUUUAUAGACUGCAGGUCAAUUCCGAUUUUAUGGGGCACUUGCUGCGUCAGCUAAUUGUUGUACAGCAAGACAUGUUAUAUGUCGGCCCAAGGUCGAAGAUAUGUCUUACAACAAGCUGAAAAAAUAAAAUAUUCGAUUUUUUUCUUCACAUAUUUCGUGUUUAGAGAACCUGUAUUCAGAGAACAUUUCUAUAAAGCAGACACUGGGAGCGAGACCGACCAAACACCUAUCUUGAGCAAACAUUUUAAAGUUUUACUGUAUCGUGGAUUUUUAUAGCAUAUUCCUGUGUAAGAUAUGUAACAAAGCAAAAUAUGUAGGUCCACGAGGGAUGUUGAAUCACAGAUCAGACGCCCAUAACUUCUGAUAAAACGUUCAGUCCUUAACUGUUUAACCCCAAGGAGUGGCUUGCAUUUCAUUUUCCAUAUAAUACCACCCUUGAAUUACUCAUUGAGGCCACAAAAAUAAAGGGAGUGAUCACCAACUAAAGAAGCUCUCGAUUUUAAAACAAGUUCUCCUCGUCAGCACCUUAGGAAACGUGUGAAGACAAGAGAUUAUAAACAGUUUGUAAUCUCUUGAUGACGAACAGAAUGAGAACAUGCACACUGAUGUUUGGUUGUAAAGAGUUAACCACAUUCGCGGUCAAUGUUUUAGCAAUCCGCCAUAACAAAACCACUGAUCUCUACAGCUGAUAUAUGGCUGUCUCUGUAACAGAACGAAACGUCAAGCUUAUUAUCGUCGCACAGUUUACCAGUACUGUAUGAACGGACACAAAGAAGGAUCCCUUGCAGGUUUCCACUAAGCAAAACUUACAAUGUGUCACGUAGAAUACACAUUUACUUGCUCUUUCUCUUUUGUUUUUUCUCCAGCUCUCUCUGACCUAUUCAGAAAUUACUUCUUUAACGGAGGCUAUCUCAUCAAAAAUCCCGCCAAGUACAAAGUUGCGGGCACCGUGUUUACUUACGAGCGAACCAGGUUUGGACAAGAGAGGAUAUUCGCUUUGGGACCUACAACAGUUCCUGUACAGGUCGAGGUAAGUGAAGCCGGAACCACGUUUGUUACAUUAAUGCAUCAAUGGGAGAGAAAGACCUCAUUCCGCACGAGAGCUUGCUCGCAGGCAUUACCGGCGAAGAAUUGUAUCAGCUAAGCCAUUGGGUUGGAGGAAGCGAAUUAAUCGUAAGGAUAUAUUACUGCGUUAACAAACAAACUGAAAAGCAAAUGAAGUAUGACCUUCUUAAAAGUGUACGAAACCCACGUGACCAAUUCGUGAUCAAUUUUAGGUUUGCAAAUGAUUGACGAGAGGGUGUGGAGCAAGUUUUUUUCGACCAAUAACAAAGUGUAACAAAGCAAAACCAAUCCUCCCAAUUUAAAAUUGCUUUCUACUGAGCACAUGUGGUUCUUCUUCUGAAUGUUUAACUUUUUGAAAAACGCUGUGAAUACUUUUCCAACUAAUAGUAGAUGUUAUAACAGGUUCUUUUUAUGGAAGGAGAAAAAAACCCAGGAAUUUCAUACGAAUAUUCUGUUCCAAACUCAGUGGUAAUUGACCCGAAUCCACCUCAAUUUUCCUGGAGAACUGGCGAGUUUGAUAAAUGCAGCAAAACGUGCGCAGGAGGUAAGAGCGUGAAUGUUAAACUCAUGGACUGAAAAAUAUGUGGCUGAAUACAAUUGGAAGAGUUUUUAGGAUGCAAAACCCGAACAGUUGCAAUCAUAGAUCAAUUCUCUAGGCUAAAAAAAACAUGUCUCUUCGCCUACAUCGAGAUUCAAACAACUGGAGCAACGUCAUCGCUUAAUACUAAUUAAAAUUUUGCGAGAAGAAGCUCUGUAGGCCUCUUAUAAAGAUGAACUUUCAAUUUGUUGGUUUGUUUUCUCGAUUUUUAUUUAGGGGAGCGAAAGAGACGAGUAUUUUGUGUCCGUGAUGAUAACGGAGAGGAAGUUUCUGACUCAGACUGUGCUGAAGAUCAGAAACCAUCCCACAAAAAAAGAUGUAAUACUCAACCUUGUCCCUCAAGGUAAAACCAUAACACAAGGCUGCCGGAUUCCUGGUUGGGGCUAAAAAAAUUAGCGUUUCUUUUAUACAUAUACCCACUAUGAUGCCCGCCUCGUUCCUUACGAGGUUUUCAUGUCACGCUUAGUACCAUUUUUAUGGUUGGUAUAAUUACUUUCGUUACUGUAGCGUUUGAGUGACAUCUGGAAGUUAUGCUACGCGAGACUUCGGUUAUCUGUCCCGGGGAGCGUGUGUGCGGUUGUACGAUCGAUUGUGCAGGAGACUUCGUGUUGAUUGCGUUUGGGCCUCGGUGUACAUUUAGAAAUAUUACUGUUCCUAUGGUUUUUUUCGAGUGUCUGUCAAUCAGCAGUGUCUCAUUCUCCAUUGUGGCCUAGGGUGUACCUCAAAUAAGAGCACCCUUGUUUAGAAGACUCGUACCGUUGGCCAGCCUGUUUCCUUUUUGGGGAUUUUUCUUUUUCUUUUUUGCGCCGAUUCCAAUAUUUAAGGCCGUUUUAUGCCUUAAGCAAUCGGUUAUUAUUCGCUUCAGUAUUCUUGAGCUUGCUUUUAAUUUCUUUCUGACUUACCUUUCCGCGUAUUGGUCCAUUUUACAUUUGUAGUUGGUUCGUAAGUGCCUGGAGUGCAUGCUCUACUACAUGCGGUCAAGGCAAACAGGUCAGACGGGUACACUGUCAGCGCGCGGUAGAAGGAGGGGAGACUGCCAUUAUCUCAGAUGACCAGUGUUCAGAUCCAAAACCGAUCACUAUGCGCGCAUGCCAUAUGGAGAAAAACUGUCCUAAGUGGUCUAUGGGUCAAUGGUCAUCGGUAUGUACUUGUAGUUGUUUAUCGUGAAAAAAAAAGAUUUUUAAAAUGAUUUCGUUUGUCUAAGGGCAAAAUCGCUUCUGAGGCAGAACCUAUUACUGUCCCAGGAGAACUGAAUAUUGAUAGAUUGUCCAUGCGCAAGGUUGAGGGGACUGUUCAAGAAUUUUUUAAUCUUCCUGAGGCGAAUAAUUCUUUCAAUUUGAAUUUCCAAAAACGUAGAUUUUAUUCAUUCCUUUGCUUCCACCUUCUCACCAAUCACAAAACUGAGAGAGGGAGUCUGGCUCGUAGAUCGCAUGCUCUUUUUCUAGACUGUACUUGACAGGCGCAGAAGCUGUAUAUAGCGCGAUAAUGUGUAAUGAUUGUGUUGACUUUGAGAAAAGUUUUGAACAGGCUUUAAAUGUCUUAUAAGAAGCCAAUUGCAACCAGUUUGAUCCCAAACGCCCUUAAACAAUCACCUCACGCAGGGUGAUUAUGGCGAGAUAUGACGCAAUCCUUAACCAAUCGGAGCCUGCGCGUCUCUAUUUUCACCUGAGGAAUUAUUCUCGAAUCGCUCUUCUUCUUUUUCUUUUUAAAUAAGAUAACCGAUGCACAAUACGAACUCAUCGAUCGUUGCUUAAUUCUAUCCUGCAGUGUUCUGCCUCUUGUGGGAUGGGCAACAAAUACCGAAAUGUCACGUGUGAGGCCUUUGAAACGGGUGCCAUUUUACCCCAAGAAAGCUGUGACCUCGCUUCGAAGCCGAAAGAAACCGAGAAGUGUAACCCGGGUCCUUGCACUGUAACCUGGCUUGCGUCGAACUGGAGCGAGGUAGGAUUGUAGAUUUUUCCUUCUUUGUGUGAAAAGUCCUAAUUAGGUGAGUGAAAUGGACAUGAUAUAAAACAUAUGAGUUACAAUCUCCUGAUACAUUUGGUCGAGGAUAUUGGUUAAUUUUCAACUCAGAUUUAUUUAAGUGUUUCAAAAGAGAUAUAUAAAAGUUAGUAACAGACAUUAUUUUCUCUACAUACUCCAAUCAAGCUUUGGUCCUUUCUCAUCGAAUUAAAGAAAAAGAGUAAAAGAAGUUUUGGGAUAAUUCUUUGUGGAGUAUCAAAGAGAUCGAGAUACUCUUAAAGCAGUGAAUAAACAUGUACUACAUAGUUGCAAUAACGUAGAAAGGUAUCUUUCAUUUCUCACGAAAGAGAGAAAAAGAACAAAUCAGGGAGUUUGCUGAUUUUAUGGUCGAUGCACCAUCAUAGAGUUUUACUUGGUGAACUCGCCCACAUACAAGGCUCGUGUGUGACGUGUGCUUUCCAUAUUGCGAAGAUCUGGGGCUAGAUUCCUUUAAAGGACAAUUUUUUUUGUUUGUACCACGCUUGUAGCAAAUUAACGAGUGACACCUUCCUUAACGGUCUUUCUUACUAAUAAUAUAUAAUUAUUUGUUUGUUUAUAAAUCGUUAGUGUUAUCCAAAAUGUGGAAAGGGAAUGAGCACCAGAAUGGUUUAUUGCGUGGGCAUCGCCAACAACGAGGAAAAGUACCCGGAUGAACUUUGUGACAUUUCGUCUCGACCAAUCAGCAAGAAGGAAUGCUUAAGCGAAACCCCGUGCCCCGCCAUGUGGCACGCUUCCCAGUGGAGUAGGGUGAGCACCGUGAAACACGUUUUAGUGGAUAAAGUCUUUCCGUAUUGAAACAGACCUUAGAUAGACCCUUUUCCAGUGUGAUAACUUAAAAUAAAAGUCGCCUUUUCAAUUUACACGAAGACUUCGUAUCAGCUCCGUAUCGUAUCAACGCUCGAACAAAUACCAUAUCUUUCUAAUCUAACCGAAUUUUAUUUUACCGCGUGAUGUUUCAUUCAAGACAGUUUGAUUUUAAAUUUGUAUAGAAAAAGAUACUAAAACAGGUAUUUAAGCAAAGAAUGAGUUUGUCAGAGUUAAAAAUGAAUUCCAUAUCGUCAGUCAGUUUAACGUAUUUAUGUACGGAUAAUAUUUAGAGUAUCAUUUUCAUAACAAUCGUAUUAACUUCUUUGUGAGAGCAAAACGGCCAUAAUGAGUGGUUCAUGGAUCCCAUCUGCACACCCUGUACUUUAGACAACUUAGACAGUAUAACUAGUAUCUUCUUUUUCUGUCACUUUUUCUAGUGUACAGCUACAUGUGGUUUGGGGAUGCAAAUGAGAAAUGUUUUGUGUGCCAAACGAGAAGGAGCGAAAACCCUUCGCAUCAUGCCGAGUGAUCAGUGUAAAAGAGAACAAGAGAUGUCAAAGAUACAAAAGUGUUCUGUCCGACCCUGCCAGGCGGGCUGGUAUAUCUACCCUUGGGAACCGGUAAGAGGACAAUCUCGAUGUUUCAAAAUUCAGCUUAAAACAAUAAACAUCAAAAGGGUUUCAGGAAAGCAUUACCGCUUAAGCCUCUGCAGAACCUAAAACUGUGCGACAAAAGAGUUUUAGAACUCAAAUUCGCUGGAAAUAGAUCCAAAGUUUUAUAAGCUAUAUAGAUUCUUGGCUGUAAACAACCAUUCGCCGAAAAUUACAAUUACUUUCGUGGUUAUAUUUCUACUCUGUCUUUUUGUUUGCGCUACUCGAUGUACAUGAAUGAAAUCCAUAUUUAGUGGAUUCUAUUGUUAUUGGUCGUGUGGCAAUCGGAGUGGCAACGAAGACCAACACACUGAAACUGUUUGGUUUUAAGUUGUGCUUAAUUAGUUUUAAGAAAAGAUAAAGGUCAACUUAGUUGUUUAAGGGGCGGUACCCCUGGUAAGGACUCGUUGAAACUGAUCAGAUCGCAUGUUACUCAGCUUUCUUUACAGGGAAGCGAUAGACAAGAAUCGCUAAUUGCCCCACCGAGGCCGGGUGCACAGACGAAGGGCUGACGCUCAAAAUGUCAGCUUUUAAACUCUUUACGGUGGCCAAUUUAGGUUAUCAACUCAGUAUCACUAAAAUACCCUUGGUGCUAGUCAGUCCAGUAUCAAAAUAAAUGCGCGAACAAAGAGCUUGAAGUUCUGUAGAUAACAGAUAACUAAGAGUUUUUAUUUUGGCGCACCAGAAUUUAAGUUUUUUGAGUUUGCGUUUUAAUUCACACAAAUAGUGUUCCAAGUCCUGUGGCCAGGGUGUCAGACGAAGAAGUGUUAAGUGCUUCGCGGACUCAAAGGAGGACAUCGAAGAGAAAUGGUGCAAAGCGGAAGAUAAACCUGUGUCGGAAGAGAUAUGUGUCGAGAAAGAGUGCGAAGGUUUGAUUGUUAAUGUAUUAAACGAACUUUAAAGUGAGAGCUUCUUACGCAGGAACAGAACGAGCGCAAUUCUUUUUUUCAGGGUAACAUACCAUUUUCUAGAAGUCAAUUCGUCUUUCUGCCACUUUAUGACCUUUGAUCUUAUGCCGACAUCACUAAGAGCAUAAUCUUUUCCGUAGACUAUGCACUUGAGCUGAAGGAAACGUAAGACUAAAGACUUUUCUAAUAAACUCUCGUGAAAAAGCACAAGGAUUCGCUAACAGCGACUUUAUGAUUAUAUUCACAGCUCCCGUUACAGUAACAACAACAGAGAUAAUUACCACCACCGAGCCAACGACACAAAAAAUUACCACAGUAAAUACUAUGACUAAAGUCAUCACCACAGCUGCAGAAACCACGACUGUGCCUCCGUUAACAACACCAGAAACCACGACUGUGCCUCCGUUAACAACACCAGAAACAACGACUGAGCCUCCGUUACCAACACGAGAAACAACGACUGUGCCUCCGUUAACAACACCAGAAACCACGACUGUGCCUCCGUCAACAACACCAGAAACCACGACUGUGCCUCCGUCAACAACACCAGAAACCACGACUGUGCCUCCGUCAACAACACCAGAAACCACGACUGUGCCUCCGUCAACAACACCAGAAACCACGACUGUGCCUCCAUCAACAACACCAGAAACCACGACUGUGCCUCCGACAACUGCUCGAAAGUUGCAGGCAGCGCAGAUCGUCCAACCCCCGAAGGAUACAAGUAAGUUGACGGGAUUAUAAAAAAGGGAUCAGGUGUAGAUUUUUAGGAAUUUUCUUCAUACAAAGAUAAAUUGUAGGAGUAUUUCUUUUUUCAAAACUUUAUCUACUCGUUGCAUAUUUCCAAUACCUGACUAGAUAAAUGGUUCGUUCAGAAAACAUUGAACUUUCGAUAAAAGUGCCUUCCUUUUGUUAUUUGGAAGGUGCUGGGGGGCAAGUUAUAUCAUGGAGAUUUCCAAGCAAUUUUCAACUAGGCGUCGAAAAAAAAAGUGGCAAAAUGAUGCGGCUCAGAUGCACAUUUAAAACGAAUUUGGACGCGUUCAAAAUUUUAAUUUUUAUGAGAUUUUUCGUUUUUUAUGAAACACCGUUUCGAUUACUUUGAUUUGGUUACAAGACAGAAAUUUGUUCCAGUGAAAUCUUCGGGCAAGUGACUUGAUACGUUUUACAUUUUCAGUGGCUUACGUUGGCACCGAAGUUUUGUUCCGUUGCCGAGCAACAGGCUAUCCAGCUCCCGUCAUCAGCUGGCGAAAAGGCGCCGUUCCUGUUAGCAGUCUGGAUUCAGAAAGGAUACAAAUACUCAAAAAUGGUGACCUGAGGAUCAUUGACAUUAAACAGAAAGAUAAUGACGUUUACUCUUGCUUUGCAACUAAUUGGGUCGGUCCAAUGCACACUGUAGAAGCCCGGUUAGCUGUAAUAGUCCCAGUCUCCAUUUCUGUAUCACCGAAAAAUAAGACCGUGAGUCCUGGUCAAGAUGUUAAGAUCACGUGCAAGUCAGGUGGUGUACCAAGCCCCAUAGUGGAGUGGUACAAGGACAAUUCUCUCAUAACCAAACAGGGAAGGGUGAGGGUGUCGAGAACCGAUGUUGUUAUUUCGCAAGUUCAGCCUUCUGACAGCGGAUAUUAUCAGUGCAGUGGUCGCAAUAACUACAGCGGAGCUAGCGACCAAAUGUAUUUGAAUGUGGUUAAGAGAGAAGGUACGUAUGGCCUCAGAGAUGUUAUUUUUUUAAUCAAUCUUUGUUGCUAACUGGGAAAUGCCCACGAAAAUUCCUAAGUUCUGUAUGUUUGGACGUGGGUUUGGAAAGCUUGGAGAUCGAGGGUAUUGAACAAGAUUUAAAUUAAAGCGACACAGGGAAUCUUGCGGCUUUUUACUUUCUUUUUUCUUUUUGAGAUCCAUAUCAGAAUUUUUUUUCAGUCGUGUGAUAAGAGCUCGACGAGAUUUGACUUUUCCCAGGUAGUUUACUCUGGGUGUCUGUUAUCCUAGCGGGCAAAUUUGAUUGGAACAAUGACGACAGCAAUUAUGAUAACGAUGACGAUAACGACAAUGACACUCUUAAUGAUAACGCUAACGAUUACGACAUUGAUACCGUUAGCGAUAAUGAUAACGACCACGACAACGAUGACCAUAAAGAUAACGACAGCUGUUGUUAUGGUGAUCCAUUUUUACUGAGACGAUUAUGCAGCCAUGGAUGACGAGACUAGGGUAUGUGUUUCAUCUUGAACACUUGCUAAGAUAUCACUUUGAUAUGACUAUUUUUUUGGUCUCACAGAACCAACAGAGCCUCCUUACAAAUGCGAAGACAAUCCAGCGAUAGCCCAUUGUCAGAUUGUCAGGAGAGUAAAUUACUGUUGCAUUCCCUAUUACAAGAAAGCGUGCUGCAAGACUUGUGAAGAUCUUUUACCCUCCUGUGAUUACUGAAUUGGCUAACUCCAUGGAAAAACAAUUUCAGGAGUGUUCCAGUUGAUGACUGCUGUCCUUAUAAGGAAUAUAUCUUUAUCACAUGUACAGCAGCAGAGAGCAGAACACUAGCAAAGUACUCGCGCUUUUUACAAAACCAAAAACAUAUUUUAAGAAGAGCUAUAUCGAACUUGAAAGUAACAGCUUCCGAACUACAACAGUCGUGACGAUUUUGCGAUGCCAUCUUUUCUUCACUAUCAAGAGACAGUGACGGCUUAAUUUUUGUAUGAAUUCGAAUCGUACUUUUUGCUAAUAGUUGAGUCAAGAUUGUUUCAUAGCCUAGAAGUUUUGUAGCCAAAAUUCCCAUCAUAAACUGUGUCAACAAAUGCAAUCUUUUCAUAUCAGAAGCUACUUGCAGACACAGGAAAAAAUUCUUAAAGAAAUAUUUAUAAGAGAAAGCUUAUACUUAGCCUGAUGGAAACAAUUAAUUUCGUCAAGUCUGGUGUUUCAGUUUCGUUUCGUAUUCGGGGAAAUCAAAUAUCAUUAAAUAUACGAAAACUCAAACAGAAUUGAGCCUAUCUAUGUGUCUUUUUUUAUAGAGAAGCCAUUAAUUUAAGCGUUCUUAAUGCUCUAAUACUCUGUCGCAUUUUUCUUGGACACUAAAUGAAUUCAUCUAAUGCUUGAAUUUUCCGCGAAAACCAGGCAUCUACUGAAAACUUGCAAGAGAUUUUGGAAAGUGGUCUCUGAGAAAGGAGAGAAAUGGAAAAGAACAGAGAUGGAAUUAAAGAUAAACAUCUUGUCGAGAUUAAUAUGCACGAUAACCAAGACAGAAACUUCUCAUUUUAACUGGGAAUAGGUGGACUUAAAUAAGUCUGUGAAAAUAAAUUAAAAUGCUAUGACAUAAGCCGUCCGCGGUGUGCCAGUUAGAAACUUCCAUUUUUAUACCGAAGAGAACUGUACUACUACAUUUUAACGUAUUUUUUUAUUGAGUAUAAGAAUUUUAUUCAUGAAAUGUUCAAAUGCUUAGGAUACAAAAAUAAAGGAAAAUGGUUAUCACCCUUGUUAUUUCAAGAAAACACUUACGGCGCUUAACUCACCAAGGUACAGGACAGACUUCAAUGAUUGAAAUCUAUAUAGAAAAGAAUAAGGCCCAGAUAGGACGGUCAUAAUGGGUGAUGGCUUUUACGACUGACGGUUAAGAGCUGUUUAUAGAAUGUAUUCAGUUUAUAAUGCAUAUGGUAUAUAGUAGAGAUGGGUGAAGAUGAAUACCCAUAAAAAGCGAGGAUAGUUGAGAUACCGCUUCGCGAGUCGAUUUAUGUGUACUUCUUUAAACGGAUUGCGGAUAAUGGAUUUUAGUAUAUACUAGUAAAAGGUGUUGAAGGCGCGCGCUCAUUGGCUGCUCAAACUCCGAAUAUUCUUUGAUGAAAUAUAGAGCAGUAUAUUUGUUAACUCUUGUCCGCUGGAUAGGGAUUUAUGCUUGGAUAUAGUGUUCGAUAGUGUUAUCAGCCCUUUAUACAACUGAAAUAGCGCUUUUGUGUCUACACUUCUCUCGGCUUUCUUCAUACUGUCAUGAAAUGAAGUCGUUGGUACAGAUAUGAGAAAAUGUGAUGAACUUAGAAUUACAGCUUAGCUGUCACUGAUCGUUUAUUAUAAAAUAAUUCAAAUAGUACGCGCGCUCUAAUUGGCCAUAAAACCAUUUUACAUGAGCGUAUGUAAACAC